Aplysia californica (California sea hare) is the source of this 355-nucleotide messenger RNA. RefSeq lists its product as uncharacterized. NCBI's taxonomy places the organism in Eukaryota, Metazoa, Mollusca, Gastropoda, Aplysiida, Aplysiidae. The record is from RefSeq and is a predicted model, not a curated record.
GGCACCGCCUCCCGCGAGUCCUUCACCUCCAACAACAGACAGACCAUGGUACACACCAGCUUCAUGGACGGCGCCGGGGUCAAUGACCAUGACUAUGACAGAGAGUUCAAGGACAUUGAUGAGGAGACGACUCACGGCCUGUUCUCCUCCGACGGCGCGGCCCCCACCAACAACAGCCUGCGCACACACAAGAAGCGGCCUUCUUACCACAUGAUGCAGCAGAACUACGAGGACGGGAACCUCAUCAUCUCGCAGAUCUGACAUCGGCUCCCUUAAUGUUGAUGAUGUAAUAUAAUAUAUACGUACAUGCAUACAUACACGUACACAUACACACGCGCACACACACACAUAUAUA